Molecule: messenger RNA, 1992 nt
Organism: Chelonia mydas (Green sea turtle)
Lineage: Eukaryota; Metazoa; Chordata; Testudines; Cheloniidae
Gene: STUB1
Product: STIP1 homology and U-box containing protein 1
Exons: 7
Coding region: 1-987 (328 amino acids)
Biological process (GO): proteasome-mediated ubiquitin-dependent protein catabolic process; protein quality control for misfolded or incompletely synthesized proteins; protein polyubiquitination
Cellular component (GO): cytoplasm; Z disc
Molecular function (GO): protein-folding chaperone binding; ubiquitin protein ligase activity
Source: RefSeq, a predicted model, not a curated record
AUGAAGGGGAAGGAGGAGAAGGAGAGCGGCGGCCUGGGGCUGGGGGGCGGCCCCGGCGGCGGGGGGCCGUGCGGGGGGCCCCGCGGCAGCGCGGCGGCCGGGCUCGGGGGCGGCCCGGGCGGGGGCAGCCCCGAGAAGAGCCACAGCGCCCAGGAGCACAAGGAGCAGGGCAACCGGCUCUUCGUCAGCCGCAAGUACCCCGAGGCGGCCGCCUGCUACGGCCGGGCCAUCAACCGGAACCCCUUAGUGGCAGUAUACUACACCAACCGAGCCUUGUGUUACCUGAAGAUGCAGCAACAUGAGAAGGCCCUGGCAGAUUGUAAGCGUGCCCUGGAACUAGACAGCCAGUCAGUGAAGGCCCAUUUCUUUCUGGGGCAGUGCCAGAUGGAGAUGGAGAACUAUGAUGAGGCCAUCGCUAACUUGCAGAGAGCCUAUAACCUAGCCAAGGAACAGCGACUGAAUUUUGGGGAUGAUAUUCCAAGUGCACUGCGGAUUGCCAAGAAGAAGCGCUGGAACAACAUUGAAGAGAAAAGGAUCAACCAGGAAAAUGAGUUGCACUCCUAUCUAACCAAACUCAUCAUGGCUGAGAAGGAGAGGGAGCUGGAUGAAUACCGAAGGACACAACAAGAGGAGAACGUGGAUGAGAGCCGGAGCCGUGCCCAGCUGGCUAACGUUGAAGCCAAACAUGACAAGUACCUAGCAGAUAUGGAUGAGCUGUUCUCUCAGGUGGAUGAGAAGAGGAAGAAGCGAGACAUCCCUGAUUACCUCUGUGGGAAGAUCAGUUUUGAACUGAUGCGAGAGCCCUGUAUCACACCCAGUGGGAUUACCUACGACAGGAAAGAUAUAGAAGAACAUCUUCAGCGUGUUGGUCACUUUGACCCUGUGACCCGAAGUCCUUUGACCCAAGACCAGCUGAUCCCAAACCUUGCUAUGAAGGAGGUGAUAGAUGCAUUCAUAUCAGAAAAUGGCUGGGUAGAAGAGUACUGAUGGCUGAGCGGGCACAGUUCUCUGGAUCCUCACCGCAGCCCCAGCUGUGGCAGCGCACUCUGCUAUGGACUGCUCUCUGAGCAUGCUGGGCUGGCACCAAGCCUUACUCACUUUCAGUCUCUCUCUCUCUCUCCCCCCUCUUGGAUGCCCAGAGAUCCAUUGGCAGUGCUGGACUAGAAUGCAUUAUCAUCUCAUCUCCCAGAAACCACAGCUGGGCCAGACUGACUGAGCAGGGCCAUGAAGGGUCCUUCCAUCUCCUUGCUCACCUGGGCUCCUGGUAACUUCUCAGCAUAAUAGACAGAAGCAAGAUUGCCUUAGGCAGGCAGAGAGGGAGCACCUGUCGAGGACCCAGCACUGGAGGCAACCCACAGAAGCACUUUUGGAAGAGCGGUGUUACUCUGUACUAGCCAGCAUCACUGCUUUUCAUACCCCACCUCAAACCUUCCUCCACAAAAACAUCUGCCGACUCCCUUUCCCCACAGCACAAGCCCUGCUCCUGGGGCGAUGUGGGAGCUGUGCCUAUGGUGAGGAGCUGGCUCGGAAGGGCUCUCCUGCUGUCCAUGCUGAACUGCAUUCUCCACACCCUCCCUCUGUACAUAGUUUGUUUCUUUCUUCCUACAUCUCUUGUCUGUCCAGUGUAGUUCUCUUUGUGUUUUCCUGUAAAUAGCCACUUGCUGGGGGAGGGAAAUGAAAUAUAUAUUAUACAGACAUUGACUGGUGUGUGAGAUUGUACUGGGAAACCACUGUCCUGUAGGAUGGAAGCCGUGACCCAUGGGAGGCCACUCUCCAGCCCCAGGGACAGUAGUUCCCUGCUAACCACUUGGAUCAAAGUUCAUAUUUGUUUUAAUUAAACCCUUAAAAAAAGAAAAAGAAAAAAAGUCGGCCGAAAGCGUUUUGGUUGUUAAAAGUCUUGAUGUCUGAUUGGCCUGCAGACUGCCUGGCUUCAUGAGUGCGCUCUCCAGAAGUUUGCCAACGUUAAUAAAUAUUUCAGCAAUAAGUGUUAAA